UCCUCUUCUUCGGAGAUGAGGACGGUUAAACAGAGCUACCAAGUCCAACAGCACUACCAGCAGCAGUUUUCUGGAUCACAGCAGCAGUACCAACAACCACAGCACCAGUUUGUGCAGCACCAAAUGUCUCAGCAGACCUCGUCCUCCUCUCAGCACCCCCCAGUCUUCAGUAGAGAGUACCCGGUGCCUGUCCAGACCAACUCCCAGCCUGCGAAUUUUGGACCACCCGGCUCUCCUUUCUCUCAGCCCAGCGUCCCUCAGCAGAGAGCUGCCCAACCUCAGUAUGCCCCCCAGAGCGCUGCCCAACCUCAGUAUGCUCCCCAGAGCGCUGCCCAACCUCAGUAUGCUCCCCAGAGCGCUACCCAACCUCAGUAUGCUCCCCAGAGUGCUGCCCAACCUCAGUAUGCUCCCCAGCAAGCUGCUCAACCCCAACAUGCUCAACAGAACGCAUCUGCACCACCUCAGUAUGCUCCUCAGAACGCUGCCCAACCUCAGUAUGCUCCUCAGAACGUUGCCCAACCUCGGUCUUCUCCUAUGAAAGCGGCCUCACCUCAGACAGGCAGACAGAACGCUACUCCUCCUCCUACUAAGGUUGAUGCCUCAGAGAAUGUCCCCGGGUACAGUAGUGCUUACACUGCUGUCCAAGGAGAGUGGCCGCCCAAGAUCAACAAUGCUCCUAACAUGACGACGACUUACCCCUCUGGGUUCAAAUUCAAGGAAAACGCCCCCGUCGACCACAGCGUGCCUGUUAAGGUGGUGAUGUCACAGCCCGCCUUCAAGAUCAGUCAGCCCAUCAGGCGACGAGGAGACGACAAGUGGCCCCCUAAAGGCUUUGGCGAACCUGUACAAGAAGAGGUUCGUGAAUUCAUAAAGCCCAAGAAAAUGCAACGGGACUAUGGCGGUUUCUUCUCCCAGAACGCCCUGCCCAACAACUACGCCGGCUACCGCCCUCCUCCAGGCACCCAGCACUUCGGUACAGACGAGAACGACGAGGAGGAAGUGGAAGCCGGAGUCUCCAACAUGUAAAAGAUUCUGGAGUCUUCGUCUUCUCUCUCCUACACAACGCGAGCUCAACGAUACACCCCCUUUCUCCUUUGCCCCUCCCUUUUCUCCUCCCCUUCAAGCAAUGUCUCUCGCACGUCAAAUUAUGUAAGAAUUCUUAACGAUGUUUCAGCGACAUCAUCAUGUAACGCCGUUGAACGCGUUCUCUUCUCAAACUACUGUACGUUUUUGUUGAGCUAUUCAAUGUACUACUUUCUUAAACAUUUUGCCACGCCGUUCAACGUGUUAUUUUCUCAACCAACAUAUUGCCACACCGUUCAACGUGUUAUUUUCUCAACCAACAUAUUGCCACACCGUUCAACGUGUUAUUUUCUCAACCAACAUCUUGCCACACCGUUCAACGUGUUAUUUUCUCAACCAACAUCUUGCCACGCUGUUCAUUACUCUCUUAACAAGUGUUCCCAUCUCUUAUUUUUUUCGUGAAAUGUUCAUAAUGAAAAACAAAAACACAACAGCACAAAUGUUCCACGAUGCUGAAGGCUUAACAAAUAUCACUUAGUCUUGAUUUUCCGAAAACCAAAAAAAUAACACUUUUACUUAAUUUUAAAGAAACCUCGAAAGUUUCUUGAAUGGCUUUUGUCACAACUAUCUAGUCAUGCUGUUUUGUUUCUCUAACUAUUUCUAAUGUGAUGUCGAGUUGAUCUUUGGCCUUCUGUGUGCCCUCUCUUUCACCUUCCUCAACUCUGACAUCUACCGAGUGCUUAAAUGCUAUUUUUACUAGAAUUUAAUGUUAAGCCAACUCCCAUAUUAUAAAAAAAACAAGAU
Molecule: messenger RNA, 1827 nt
Organism: Homarus americanus (American lobster)
Lineage: Eukaryota; Metazoa; Arthropoda; Malacostraca; Decapoda; Nephropidae
Product: calcium-binding protein P-like
Exons: 4
Coding region: 16-1026 (336 amino acids)
Source: RefSeq, a predicted model, not a curated record